CUUGGAAAUAUAUAUCAAAUACUUUUUUAAUCUUAUCAGCACAACAAUAUAUAAAAUAUGGGCGCCGUGCAGCCAGGAGCAGUUGUGAGCAUUGAACACACCUGGGUGCACUCGACUCCAUAUGCCGCUCUGCCUCCGUACGCUGUCAUCGGUGGCCAUGAUUCCGAUGGAACGCCAAUCUAUGUCGGUCGCUCAUUCCAUGAGGGUGAAAAUCUGCCAGCCAAAGUGAUACCCAGCAAGGGCUGUGCCUAUGUGGCCUAUGGCGGACAGGAGCAUCAGAAGACGCAUUAUGAAGUGCUGGUGGGUCAGGGAUUUGCCUGGGUUGGUAGUGGCGGCGGUGCCAUUCCACCCAAUGCUGUACGCAGCGGCACAACCCGUCAAGGCGAACCUCUCUAUGUGGGUCGUGGUCACUAUUCGAAUUCAUUAACUGUGGGCAAAGUCCAUCCAUCGCAUGGUUGCCUCUAUGUGCCAUUUGGAGGUCAGGAAGUACGCAUCAAUACCUAUGAGGUAUUGAUCUAUCAGAGACACGAUACCUGGGUGCCCGCUUCACCUGGUUACACGCCACCAAAUGCUGUGAUUGCCGGACACGAUUCCGAUCGGACACCCAUCUAUGCCGGUCGUGCCAUGCAUGAGGGUGAAAUGCUUCCCUCGAAGGUUGUGCCCAGCAAGGGAUGUGCCUAUGUCUGUUUCGGUGGCUACGAAUUCCAGAAACCAACCUAUGAGGUCCUCACUGGCUAUGGUUAUGUCUGGGUUAGACCGCCGCCACAUGGCAUACCGCCAAAUGCUGUGACCACCGGACGUACCCGAAGCGGUGAGCCCAUCUACUAUGGACGCGGACACUAUCAGGGCAGUUUGACGCCCGGAUUGAUUUCAUCCCGUCAACGUUGUCUCUAUAUCCCAUACGGUGGACGAGAGAUUCGCAUCGAUUCUUAUGAAGUUUUGUGCCGACAAUAGAGAUCGGAGUCUCUAAAAACUUAUUUUUCUAGAAUUUAGCUGUCAAUCUAUUGUAAAAAUAAUCAAUGAACUGAAACCAAUAAAUUUGUAUUAAUCUAAAAUUAAA
This is a messenger RNA of Drosophila willistoni, 1060 nucleotides long. RefSeq lists its product as uncharacterized. Bases 58 to 954 code for a protein of 298 amino acids. The record is from RefSeq and is a predicted model, not a curated record. The transcript has 3 exons. Lineage: Eukaryota; Metazoa; Arthropoda; Insecta; Diptera; Drosophilidae.